GGCUACACAAAACCACCUCACACUACGACUUUCAUAAUACAACAGUUAACCGCUACGUAGGUAAAAUACGAGAUUAUUUACCGGUGUUUAACUGGAAAGGCGAGCUACACCAAAGAUACAUCUCACUUAAGGAAAAUGGAAACAGUUGCGGGUCAGAAAGAGAAGGCGAAGUUUGCCCCGCUGGUGCCCCGUGAGAAGAAGCCAGGGCAUGGAGAGAAAGGAGAGGUGAAAAAGAGUGAGAAUAAGUGGAAAGAAGAGGGGGGUGGAAAUAAGGAGAUAAACAUUGAUGUAGGAAAGAAGACAGGAGGAUCAUGUGAAGGAGAGAGAGGAGUAGAGAGCAAGGGUAAGGCAUCUGGGUUAGAGAAGAAAAGAGGAGAACGGAUGAAGAAAGAAGGGAAGAAGAAGAUGCCAGAUACAGAAAAAGCUAGGGCUGCCGAUGAAGGGGUUCCCCAACAACAGGAAGGUAAAGAGGGAGAGAGAGGAGGAGGAGAGGGAGCGAAGGAGAAUAAAAAACAGAAAAAUAAGGAGGAAGACCAAUCCAGUAAGGAAACAGAUCAAGGGAAGGAGAGAAUGAAUGUGAAAAAGAAGAAGAAAGAGAAUGAGAAGGUCAGAAAGGAAGGGAAAGAGAUGAAAAAGAAGAGACAGAGGGAUGAGACAGAGAGCAAUAAGAAGGUAGUGUGUGGAAUACAGUUAGUGUUCCUUACUUAGCCAGAAGUAAUACAGCUGGUAGGCCUUACUUAGCCAGUAGUAAUAGUUAGUAGACCUUACUUAGCCAGUAGUAAAACAGUUAGUAGACCUUACUUAGCCAGUACUAAAACAGUUAGUAGGCCUUACUUAGCCAGUAGUAAUACAGUUAGUAGGCCUUACUUAGCCAGUAGCAAACAGUUAGUAGGACCUUAAUUAGCCAGUACUAAAACAGUUAGUAGGCCUUACUUAGCCAGUAGUCAUACAGUUAGUAGACCUUACUUAGCCAGUAGCAAACAGUUAGUAGGCCUUACUUAGCCAGUAGUAAUACAGUUAGUAGGCCUUACUUAGCCAGUAGCAAACAGUUAGUAGGACCUUAAUUAGCCAGUACUAAAACAGUUAGUAGGCCUUACUUAGCCAGUAGUAAUACAGUUAGUAGGCCUUACGUAGCCAGUACUAAAACAGUUAGUGUUCCUUACUUAGCCAGAAGUAAUACAGCUGGUAGGCCUUACUUAGCCAGUAGUAAUACAGUUAGUAGACCUUACUUAGCCAGUAGUAAUACAGUUAGUAGGCCUUACUUAGCCAGUAGCAAACAGUUAGUAGGACCUUAAUUAGCCAGUACUAAAACAGUUAGUAGGCCUUACUUAGCCAGUAGUAAUACAGUUAGUAGGCCUUACGUAGCCAGUACUAAAACAGUUAGUGUUCCUUACUUAGCCAGAAGUAAUACAGCUGGUAGGCCUUACUUAGCCAGUAGUAAUACAGUUAGUAGACCUUACUUAGCCAGUAGUAAUACAGUUAGUAGACCUUACUUAGCCAGUAGUAAUACAGUUAGUAGGCCUUACUUAGCCACUAGUAAUACAGUUAGUAGGCCUUACUUAGCCAGUAGCAAACAGUUAGUAGGACCUUAAUUAGCCAGUAGUCAUACAGUUAGUAGGCCUUACUUAGCCAGUACUAAAACAGUUAGUAGGCCUUACUUAGCCAGUAGCAAACAGUUAGUAGGACCUUAAUUAGCCAGUAGUCAUACAGUUAGUAGGCCUUACGUAGCCAGUACUAAAACAGUUAGUAGGCCUUAAUUAGCCAGUAGUAAUACAGUUAGUAGGCCUUACUUAGCCAGUAGUAAUACAGUUAGUAGGCCUUACGUAGCCAGUACUAAAACAGUUAGUAGGCCUUAAUUAGCCAGUAGUAAUACAGCUGGUAGGCCUUACUUAGCCAGUAGUAAUACAGUUAGUAGACCUUACUUAGCCAGUAGUAAACAGUUAGUAGGACCUUAAUU
This is a messenger RNA of Salvelinus namaycush (lake trout), 1957 nucleotides long. RefSeq names its product nucleolar protein 58-like. The coding region runs from base 136 to 708 and encodes 190 amino acids. The record is from RefSeq and is a predicted model, not a curated record. The transcript is spliced from 2 exons. Lineage: Eukaryota; Metazoa; Chordata; Actinopteri; Salmoniformes; Salmonidae.